AUGUACGACUCUCUGCUGCUCGUGCUGCACAAGCUCUUUCUCUUCUAUAACGUGAGCGCGCUCAAAAGCGCGUGGCCGUGGCGACGGAAGCGGGAGCGCGCCGCGCUUCAGGUCGCCACCGCCCCCGUGCCCGCGCUCCCGGCUCUGAGGCGCGGGGACGUGCUGGAGGUGGAGCGCACGCUGUUCGUGCACAGCGGGAUUUACCUGGGCCGGGACCGCGUGGCUCACCUGAUGCCCGACAUCCUGCCCGCGCUCACCGGGGAGCGCGCGCCACCCGCGCCCGCCGUCACUAACGCGCGCCUCAUCCUGGGCUGCGUGACCCGGCGCGCGAGCGUGCGCGUGGACUCCGUGACGGACUUCGCGUACGGGGCCGCGCUGCGCGUCAACGAGCUGGACCGGCGCGUGAACGCGCGCGCCAUAGCGUCCGAGCAGGUGGCGCAGCGGGCCGAGGGGCUCGUGGGGCGCGUGCAGUACAGCCUCCUGUGGAAUAACUGCGAGCACUUCGUGACCUACUGCAGGUACGGGACCGCGGUCAGUCUGCAGACCGACAAGUUCUGUAACUGUUUGAAGACGAUGAUUCAGGAUCAGAGGAGCGUUCUCUUCACCAUCCUGCUGGGUCUGAUCUCCAUCCUUUGGUUCGGACCGGCACCUUCUACCACGUUACCCACAAUCCUCAUACCCUUCGCUCUCUGGAUGGCGGGCUGAACCACAGUUUACAGACUGAUUUUGUGGACUGGACUUGUUAGCCGUUGGUAUUUUGUGGUCUGAACGAUGCCAAAAAAUAUAAACUCGGUCCUACCUGACAUUCCACUCAGUACCAGGUCCUGACCGACCCUCUUCUUUCUUCAGCUACGGUACCAGCGGCUACCUGCAGCACAAAUACCGCCGUGUGUGUUCAGUACUGAGCGGGUAAUCGUUUAAAAAGCACUUUUAUUUUGCACAAUGCAGCUGAAGCGAUUCAGCAAGCGACUGGUUAGCUAACUAGCAAACGAAGCGAAACGAAGUAAAAUUGCUUUGUUUGCAAUGUAGCUGGAGUCGUGUUAGUUUGCUGAUUCCCAAAGUGAUCGGUCAAUGUACAUAGUUAUAUUAGGUUGCUAAUUAGUAAGCUAACCAAUAGGCAGGCUAAUUAGCGAGCUGUGGAGCCGGAUUGGUGCCAGAUCAGUUUGGUAAUUCCCCAGCUAUCCAGUUAGCAUGCUAAACGAUUUGUGUUAUAACUAGCUGCUGGGCUAACUUGCUAUAUUGCCAACUACAGAAACAGUAAUGUUCUUUUGUAUGUUCUCUUUUGAGCUGUGAUGUACGUAUAACUAUUAGCUUUCUAAAAUGGUUAGCAUAACAGAUCUGCCAUGCUAAACAGUUAGCAGAAUACAGUAACUGUGCCUUAUCAGAAGAAGCAUCUUUACUGAUUGGUCCAUUUAUGUUUCCAGUUAGGUUUUCGGCUAGCUAGCAGGCUACUUAGCAUUUUGCUAACAUUCUGGUGGAUAGCGAGCCUGCAGAAUAAAAGUAAAGAAUGUUCAUUGGCUAAUUGGUUGCUGUACAGAUUACAUAGUACUUUAACUAGUAAGUAAAAUGUAAAACAUAAUACCAAUUUCAAACUCUUUUGCUAAUUAGCCAGUAAAACAACGAUCUGGUGGCAGACACAAUGCUAAAUAAAUUGCUAAAUUAAGGCUUUACGUUCAAAACGCCAAAACGCAGCAAAUUCUGGUGCGUAGCUAGAAAAAACUACCUUGCUAAAUAACUAGGAGAGUGAAGAAAUCAUAGCUUGUUGGCUGCUAAUUAAACUAAACAUGUUGCUAAAUUAAAUGCUAGAUAGGUCACUUAGCUGGUGCGCUAACUGUCUUUGUUGCUAACUAGCUAGCAGAUUAAAGUCAGAGCUUUGUUGGUUGUUGUACAGAUGGAGUUACAUUCAGAGUCUGAACACAGCAGACGAUUUUUUAUAUAUUAAAAUAUUAUUAUUAUUAUUAUUAUUUUUACAUCAUUAGCAAAUAGCUUAAAACUGAAAUGCGUUCUGGGUAUUUUAAGCCCGUGACUUGCACACUGAUGACUUUUGCACAAACUUUGGGCUAAAAGUAACGAAGCAGCCCUCUAAAUGAUGAACGGGAUGAGGGGAUUGUUGCCAAUAAAAGCAAUAAAAUAAAGUGGAUGUGGACGAGGGCAGUGCUGUACAGGAUUGGAACACAGCCAUUACUUAUAAACAUUAAAAAUGAGAUGAAGCUUUUUUCUACCUAUUAUUGUACAUGACGUGAUGUCUUAGUGUUUUAUAACACAGAAUAUUUGUACUAUUGUAUUAAAAUGCUAUAUUUUUACUGUAACAUGUUAUAUACGUUCACAUGUAUUUGUUUAUGUAUUUAGAUUGUAGUACUGAUUCACACGUUCACUGUAUUAUAGCGUCUGUACAUGUUGAUUUGUUUGUUUUGUACCACAAUAAGAAGCAUAAAACGAUCAAGCUUACAUAACGUCUGUAUAUUCGUACAUUGAGGGGUAUCUGUAUUGUACCUUAAACUCAUUAAAGAUACAGUAAUACACUCUU
Trichomycterus rosablanca is the source of this 2527-nucleotide messenger RNA. RefSeq names its product lecithin retinol acyltransferase a (gene lrata). The record is from RefSeq and is a predicted model, not a curated record. The transcript has 2 exons. Bases 1 to 705 code for a protein of 234 amino acids. Gene Ontology annotation, biological process: vitamin A metabolic process; retinol metabolic process. Gene Ontology annotation, molecular function: phosphatidylcholine-retinol O-acyltransferase activity. Gene Ontology annotation, cellular component: rough endoplasmic reticulum. NCBI's taxonomy places the organism in Eukaryota, Metazoa, Chordata, Actinopteri, Siluriformes, Trichomycteridae.